This is a messenger RNA of Fulvia fulva, 903 nucleotides long. RefSeq lists its product as uncharacterized. The transcript is spliced from 2 exons. The record is from RefSeq and is a predicted model, not a curated record. Gene Ontology annotation, molecular function: oxidoreductase activity. The coding region runs from base 1 to 903 and encodes 300 amino acids. Lineage: Eukaryota; Fungi; Ascomycota; Dothideomycetes; Mycosphaerellales; Mycosphaerellaceae.
AUGAGCAUUACCACUGUCGCACUACUAGGCGCCGAUGGCAAUCUGGGACCAUCGAUCUACGAGGCACUUACAUCCAACGAGUUUGACGUCACAGUACUAAAGAGAAAGUCCUCCAAGUCAAACACAAAGUACCCAAAGCAAGUGACCGUGGGUGAUGCAUUUGAGGUUGAUGAGCUGGUGGAUGCUCUCAAAGGGCAGGAUGCGGUGGUAGUCACUGUCAAGGGGAGUCAGACUGAUCUGCAAAGGCGCAUUGCAGACGCGGCUGUACGUGCUGGCGUGAAGCGAUUCAUACCAGCGGACUUCGGAUCAGUGGACUCGUCCAGCCCAUUAACUCAAGAGCUAGUACCGCUCUACAAACACAAGUCGGCAUUCAGGGAGUAUCUCAUUGAGCUUGCCAAGAAGCAUCCUAACUUCAGCUGGACGUCCCUGGUCUGUGGUCAUUUCUUCGACUGGAGCCUCGAGUUCUUGCACGUGUGGCUUCAGGACCGCAGAGUCGAGGUCCUUGACGAUGGAGAGACCAAGUGGUCGGCAAGCUCGCUCUCCCAGAUUGGCAAAGCUACUGUGCGUAUCUUGCAGCGUCCUGAGGUCACAAAGAACCGAAUGAUUUACAUUCAGAGUUUCCUCAUCUCGCAGAAUGAGAUGGUCAGCUCACUCGAACGCGCCACGCAGUCUCAAUGGACUGUGGUCAAACGCGAUGCGAAGGAAUACCAGCUGGAGGAGAAGCGGAAGGCUGAUGCUGGCGACUUGAAAGCUGUGGAGAAUCUUGUCUGGUUGCUGGGCGCAAUUGACGCCAACUGGGAGGAGAAGAAAGACUUCGUGAUGAGAGAUCUUGGCCUGGAAAAUGAGGAUCUAGAUACUGUUGUGAAGAUGACGCUUGAGAAGCAUGGGAAUGUACAAGGCUGA